Messenger RNA from Polypterus senegalus (gray bichir), 2687 nucleotides. RefSeq names its product A-kinase anchor protein 8-like. The record is from RefSeq and is a predicted model, not a curated record. Gene Ontology annotation, cellular component: nuclear matrix; nucleus. Lineage: Eukaryota; Metazoa; Chordata; Cladistia; Polypteriformes; Polypteridae. Gene Ontology annotation, molecular function: protein kinase A regulatory subunit binding; DNA binding.
CUGGCAGUUGUAUCUUUUUCUCCGUGUAACCUAACUUGAAUCGUGCAAUCUCGAAGCUGCGAAAAUGGAUAACAGCGGAUACGCAGGGUAUGGGACUUGGUCUGCUGCUGCUGCCACUACCACUUCUGCUGACAGCAGUACAGCAGUGAAUACUCAAGCUUCCUAUGCAAAUACUACCGGUUGGCAAGGAUAUGAAGGCUAUGAUUAUUACAACACUCAGAAUGCUUCUGCCACGACCACCGAUGUUGGCUAUAACUAUGGUACAACCACCACUUGGGAUAACGCAAAAACUGAUUCCGGCAUGACCUCCACCAUGAUGAGCAUGGACAACACUAAUAUAAAUAUGGGUAUGGUCCCUAUGGGAAACAGUAACACAGCCAGUAAUUUGGAAGAAACAAGCACAGCUACCAGUAAACCCAGCGACAACUCUGAUUCUCUGAUUGCCAAGAUUAACCAACGACUAGACAUAAUGUCAAAGGAGAGUGGGCAGGACUGCCAAGAGAGCUCUUUCAGGUUCGAGUCAUUCGAGUCCUACGACUCUAGGUCUUCAAUGCCCGACCGCGAUCUGUACAGAUCCGGCUUUGAUUACAGUGAGGGAGGAGGGGGCGGCGGCAGUGGCGGAGGACUACCAGCCGAUACCGAUUCCUCCUUUGGGAGCCGCUCCUCCUCCGGGGCAUUGGGCAACCGAAGAGACCGCAACAGAGGGGGGCGUGAGAGCUACGGCCCCCCCAAUUCCCGAGGAGCAAGGGGCCAAAACCAGCAGCGCCACCAAAACCGUGGUCGGAGCGGAAACUAUUACAACCGCAACGCCGACAUCCCCCACCACCGAUACAACAUGCCGUCUUCAAGCUCCGAGCGGCCGGCGCGCUGGAAUGAGCUCAAUUAUAUGGGCCCACGUGGUAUGGGCAUGGGAGUUGGAGGCGGCGGCAACAUGGGCAGUGGGGGCCCAGGCCCCAACAGACUCCCCUCUCUUUUCUCCCAAGCCCUGGUCCCUGACUAUCAUGGCAUGCACGGCCCACCCAUGCAAGGGAUGGGAAUGGGAGGAGGCAUGGGAGGAAGGUUCCCAAUGAGCAACACCUAUGGAGGUGGUCGCCAGCGCAAUGGGAGAAACCGAAUGCGCAAUGAAAGAGACAACCGAUCAAGACAGCAAGGAGGAUUCAUGUUCCGAAAUGAAGGCCGCAAGCGGAGUCGGUCCCAGACCUCAGAGCCAGAGAGCAAGCACCGUAAAACUGAUUCUGAUGUGGAGGAUUCAGAUCUAGAUGAGGAAGAUAAUGAAGACAAAGAAGAGACUGAAGGUGCUGGCGGAGACGGGCAAAAGAAAAUUGUUGAGGGGGAAAAUGAUGAAGAAGGCAAAAAGAAGAAACUAUCAAGAAAAGAAAAGAGUAUUCAGCGCCAGAAAGAGCGGUAUCAGGAUGUAAAAGACCACAAAAGAUUACAGUUUGCUUGUUCUUUAUGUAAGUUUCGGACAAUGGAGGAGGAUGAAAUGCAGGAGCAUCUGGAAAGUAAACUUCAUAAAGAAGUUUUUAAGUUCAUCAAUACAAAGCUUCCAGACAAGACUGUGGAGUUUUUGCAGGAAUACAUAGUAAACAGAAACAAGAAAGUUCUAAAACGACGCCAGGAGCAGAUAGAAAAGGAGGGUCCAUUACCAAAACAAGAUCCCUUUAAAGACAUAGGACAGGAACAUUUUUUCAGGAAGAUUGAAGCAGCACACUGCAUGGCCUGUGAUAAAAUUAUACCUGCACAGUUCAACUCUAUGCAGAGGCACUUGAGAUCCCAAGAGCACAACUGGAAACGAAAGGGUAUUGCUGAUAACUUCAAGAAAACAAGCCUUCAUGUGGCCAAGAGUGUUCUAAACAAUAAGCAUAUUGUGAAAAUGCUGGAGAAAUACCUGAAGGGGGAAGACCCAUUCACCGAUGAGAAUCUAGAUCAUGAUAAAGCAGAAGAGCACACAGAGUCAACCGCAGGCCCAGAAGCAGGAGCCUCUGGUGAGAAAAGCACAGAGGAAAAUAAGGAAGGUGAGGAGGACGGAGCACCACAAGUCCCAGGGACUGAGAGCAGUGCAGGAGAUACAGACAAGAUGGCAACAGAGAAUACUGAGCCGCUGUCGGAGGAGAGCCCGGAGCUGCUGAAGCCAAGUGAUGAUAGCGAAGCGGCUGUGCUAGAGAGGACGGCUGCUGAAGAAAAAAUGGAGGAUCAGGAUGGCCCUGAAGACGAUGAAGUGGAGUCUGUGAACCCCACGCCAUAAGUUGGUCUGUUUUUGAAUCUUUGAUCAUUUUUUUUGUUGUUUUUUUUUUUUUGGUUUUUUUUCCUUCUGUUCUUCUGAAUGAAAUGUCCGCUAAACACCAAGUCGUUACCUGAGCGCACAUCUGUUGUAGCAGUUUGGCUAUGAAUUUUGAGUUCAACCUUUAAACAUAAUUUUUUUGUUUCAUUUCUCCUUUUCUAUUUGAUCAUUAAGUUAUGUUUUGAUUUUUGUGCUUAAAUAUUAAUGGUAAAAAAUUUGUUGGCAGAGAGAACAAAGAAUAAUAUCUGUAUAUUUAUAAUAUAAAACAUUCCCUGUCUGCCCCCUUCUCUUUCCUUCUCUUUUCCUGCGCUGUUAAGUUCAAAUGCAGUUUGGUUUUUACACUUCACAGGUUAAAGAUGGUGUAAAAGUUGGAUUUGGUAAAUAAAUAACAUUUGAUAAAACUGUA